GACUAUUGUUUUUUAUCAACAGAUUCCACUAACAGAAUUAAGUGUUCCUCGCAUAAUUUGUACAACUACAGUCAAAUAAUAAGAAUAAAAUCUAUUAAAAUACGCAAACUUUAUGUAAAAAGUUUUUUUAAAUGCAAAACUAUGCAGAGUUUAGGCAGUGAGUUGUAGGAUAAUCAAGUCAUCAACGCCUUUGGAUUUUAUUGGCAGAUUUCGUGAACUUGGAUGAGAAGGCCAAGAAAAUUGUCAGGUGUUCGCUAUUAGCACUUUCUCUGGUGGUGGUGAUUAGCGCAAGUUUAAUCUAAAACUAUUGAUCUAGUACACUCCGACACUUCAAUUUCAAAAUGUAUUGCCUGCAAUGUUUGCUGCCAGUGCUACUUAUACCGAAGCCAACAAACCCUGCGCUCAUGGAAACGCAUGUCAUGUUCAUCGUACUCUACCUAAUUGGUUUUUUUCUAGAACGAAAACCAUGCACCAUCUGUAGUUUAAUAUUUCUGACAGCCGUAUUCCUUAUUUGCUACAGUGGUGUGGGAAAUUGUAUAUUCUGGGGCAACUGCGAGGGACAUCAAUGUGAGAAUGGAUAGAAAAAUACGAAGUUGCCAUUCUAAGCUAAAUGGAUACUCAAUGCAUAAUAAAUUUAGCAUUAUUAAAUGCUAUCGUGCUAUAAACAACUUUGGGUGUCUCCUUAGUUAAGAAAUAUACCAAAAUAUAUUUCUUUUAAUUAGAUAA
Molecule: messenger RNA, 726 nt
Organism: Bactrocera latifrons
Lineage: Eukaryota; Metazoa; Arthropoda; Insecta; Diptera; Tephritidae
Gene: bc10
Product: bladder cancer-associated protein
Exons: 2
Coding region: 342-581 (79 amino acids)
Source: RefSeq, a predicted model, not a curated record